This is a messenger RNA of Hyaloscypha bicolor E, 712 nucleotides long. RefSeq names its product shwachman-Bodian-diamond syndrome protein. NCBI's taxonomy places the organism in Eukaryota, Fungi, Ascomycota, Leotiomycetes, Helotiales, Hyaloscyphaceae. The transcript is spliced from 3 exons. The coding region runs from base 167 to 511 and encodes 114 amino acids. The record is from RefSeq and is a predicted model, not a curated record.
GCUACAAAACUCCAGCCUCUCCCUUCAACUUCUCCAAUUCGCACACAAAAACCAAAAACUGCUUUUUCAAUUUUAAGAUACCUCAAACAAAAACCAAACCCCUUCAACCCAAAUCAAACCAAACAAACCAAACACUACCCCGCACCCCAUACUUCAUAUCGCAAUCAUGACCAGAGGCGAAGCUCAGCAAACCAAGGUCCACUACAAAGGCAAGGACGAGGACUUCGUCAUCUUCGUCGAUGAUGUAAAGUCUGCAAAGGACUGGAAGACCGACAAGACCAUCCCUCUUGCCCAAGUCGUCAGCGCAUUCAAGAUCUUCGUCACCCACAAACAUGGAGCUCAAGGUCAGAUGGACGGCGCCUCGAAGGCUACGCUGGAGAACGAGUUCGGUACCACCAACGACGAGGAGGUCAUCAAGCAGAUCCUAGAGAAGGGCAGUCUGCAGGAGUCUGAGGCCGCCGAGAGACAAGGCAGCAAGAACGACAGCAUGGGUUCCCGAGCUGCACACUAGAGGAGUUGGCAGUGACUGCAACGGAGCGUAUGAAUGGCACGAACGGAGUGAUUUGCAUGGCACGGAUCAUGGUUGGCGAUAGGUCCAACGGAUUUCAUGAAUCACGAUGAUGAUGGACGGCAGCCAAAGGGAACUUAGGGAACCUUGCUAUCAAGUCCUCGCAAAAUAAAUGCAGUAAAAAGGGACAUUUUCCGUCCGUCU